AAAUUAGGAAUAUCGCAAAAAUUACAAAAUUUAAGUGCUAAAAUUCUUGAAUAUAUGGAGAAAAAGAUAGAAUCAAAGAAAAAAUUAGACAAAAAAGAGGCAGCAGAGAAAAGGAAAAAACUCAGAUAUUUGGUUUCUA
Messenger RNA from Racocetra persica, 139 nucleotides. The record is from the annotation of a GenBank genome assembly. NCBI's taxonomy places the organism in Eukaryota, Fungi, Glomeromycota, Glomeromycetes, Diversisporales, Gigasporaceae.